Andrographis paniculata is the source of this 818-nucleotide messenger RNA. RefSeq lists its product as uncharacterized. Bases 144 to 494 code for a protein of 116 amino acids. Lineage: Eukaryota; Viridiplantae; Streptophyta; Magnoliopsida; Lamiales; Acanthaceae. The record is from RefSeq and is a predicted model, not a curated record. The transcript is spliced from 4 exons.
AUUUUCCUAUUUAAUUUCAUUAUUACUGUUUUCAUUUUCAGUUAAAAGGAAUUUCUACUCGCUUCUACAAGUCUCCAAAACUUCAACCUCCCUUCAAUCCGCACCGUCUCCGGAUCUCGUCUGAUAAGGAAACUCGUGUCUCAAUGGCGGCUAGAAUUGCAGCUAGAUAUAUCUCCCGCAGGCUGUCAAGCAGUGGCAAAGUCCUCAGUGAGGAGGAGAAGGCUGCAGAAAACGUGUAUAUCAAGAAAAUGGAACAAGAGAAAUUGGAGAAGCUUGCUCGUAAGGGUCCCAACGAAACUUCUGCGACAAGCUCAGGAUCUACAGCUGAUGCUGGUGCUGCAUCGAGUGGCCAGACCUCCUCUUCAACUGCUUCUAAUGUGUCAACCGACAAGUUCAGAAACUAUGCCGUUGCAGCAGGUAUUGUUACAAUUGCUGCUUCUGCCGGAUGGUAUUUGCGCUCAGGGAAGAAGGAACCCGAGGAAGCACACGACUGAGAUAGAUGCAUGCCCCAAAGCUCAUCUGCUCUGCCGCAAUAAAAAGUCGUCCAAACUCCCGUAAGAACCAGGUUCACUAUCUCAUCUCAUCUUAUUUCAUGAAUUGUGACAUGAUCGAUCUUUUUUAAGGAAUAUGAUAAAUGACUCAGUACUACCUGCUGCUAUUAUCUCUUUGCUGAGUGCAAACAUCAUGGAUGGUAGGACUUCUUGAUUUUCAAUUUGCUGUGAUAUUUUGAUCUUCUUACUACCUGAGCAACGUUUUGGGAUUUUUCUGGGAUGCUAACACAGUCGUUUCUUUAUUUAAUGGAUUUGCUUGUUAUAUUA